Molecule: messenger RNA, 1188 nt
Organism: Dalotia coriaria
Lineage: Eukaryota; Metazoa; Arthropoda; Insecta; Coleoptera; Staphylinidae
Product: dnaJ homolog subfamily B member 13-like
Exons: 3
Coding region: 68-1096 (342 amino acids)
Cellular component (GO): cytosol
Molecular function (GO): protein-folding chaperone binding
Source: RefSeq, a predicted model, not a curated record
AUUUGUUAUUUGCGUUUCUAUUGAAUAUAUAUUUGACUUUUAUUAGUCAUCCAUUGAUUUUAACAAAAUGGGGAUUGAUUACUACGGAGUCUUGCAAAUCAAGCGCAAUUCUUCUGAUUUAGAUAUAAAAAAGGCUUAUAGAAAUUUAGCCUUGGGUUUCAACAAAGUGAAAUCUGGAGCUAUCUUUUCACUUAUCGCCGAGGCGUAUGAAGUUCUUGUAAAUCCGAAAACACGAGCGAUUUUUGACCAAUAUGGUGAAGAAGGAUUAAAACGAGGUGUUCCUGGACCUAAUGAAUUCCUACACGCCUAUAGAUUUCAUGGAGAUCCUAUGAAAACAUACAGUGAUUUCUUUGGAACCACAUCACCCUUUGCUGAUUUACUCGAUUAUUAUCAAAACCCUCGUGAAAUCUACGAUUUACCCUUAGAAGGACGUGGUUUUCGUGUAAAGCAACCCGCGAUUUACCACAACCUUUAUCUGACCCUCCACGAAAUAUUUUUCGGUGGUGUAAAGAAGAUGAAAAUCCAACGAUUGGAAUACACGUCACCCGAUCAAAGCAAAACAAAAGUUCGUGAGAAAAUUCUCUCGAUUCCUAUAAAACCUGGAAUUCCUGCUGGAACGGAAAUAGUUAUGCCUGAGGAAGGAGAUCAGAACCCAACGCAACUUUCAGCGGACGUUAUUUUUGUGGUGCAUGAUCGUCCACAUGAACAUUUUAUGCGUGAAACUAAUGAUUUAGUCACGCAGGCACAGAUUUCACUGCAAGAAUCACUUCUUGGUACUAUGAUUACUGUCUGUACGAUUGAUCACCGUACUAUUCGUGUGCCUAUCACUGAUAUUGUUCACCCAGGAUACGAGAAAGUUGUACCUGGUGAAGGAAUGCCUAUUGUGGAUGAACCAGGGGAGAGAGGCGAUUUGAUUAUACGUUUUAACGUGCAAUUUCCACCGUAUUUGCCGAAAUCUAGCAAAGCUAUGCUCGAGAAAGCGUUUUAUUUGGCGAAAGUUGCUGGUGGACGUGAUCAACACGAAUUGAUCAAUAAGAUGAUCCUGGCUGAUAAAAUUAUGAGGGUUUGUCCGGAUGAACAACUGCCACCAUUUUAAAGUGUUUUAUGAUCAAAGAAUCCUCAAGAAAUAUAAUAAAUUUUGUUUUUCAAGUUUUUAUCUUGAACAAUAAAAAUUAGUAUUAAAACUUA